GAUGCCUUCACCCUUAAUUCUUCCUUGUCCAUUCUUUCUUUAGCUUCAUGAGGCUCAAAUCCAUGGAGUUUUCCUUUCGAAAUAAUAAAGAAAGUAUUGUAAACACAAAGAAUAUUUCUAUACUAUUAAUAGCCAUAACAUUAAUUCUCCUAACUGUUGUUCAUCUAAAUUAUCCAUUUUUGAUGUACUCUUCAAAGAAUCCUGCAGAAAUUGAUGAAUCCGUAAAGAUUAAGGAUCAAGAUUAUGAAAAGUGUGACAUUUCUACGGGUGAAUGGGUUCCGAAUCCCGAGGCGCCAUACUACACGAAUAUGACUUGUUCGUCAAUCCAUGAGCACCAGAACUGCAUGAAAUAUGGAAGGCCAGAUAGAGAUUUCAUGAAAUGGAAGUGGAAACCAGAUGGAUGUGAUUUGCCUGUUUUCAAUCCUUAUCAAUUUCUGGAUAUUGUGAGGGGCAAAUCCAUGGCCUUUAUUGGAGACUCUGUGGGGAGGAACCAAUUGCAGUCCUUGAUAUGCCUCUUAUCCAGGGUUGAAAAUCCAAUCAACGUUUCACAUACUGAGGAUGAACAUUUCAGAAGUUGGAACUACGUGAGUUACAACUUCACCCUAGCCAGCUAUUGGACACCCUUUUUGGUGAAAUCCAAAGAGGCAGACCCUGAUGGUCCAACUCAUACGGGCCUAUUCAAUCUCUACCUUGACGAGGUUGACAAGUCGUGGACUAACCAUAUAGAUGAAUUCAACUAUAUUGUCCUCAACGCGGGUACCUGGUUUUACCGACCAUCCAUGUACUAUGAAAAUAGGCGCCUCGUGGGCUGUCGCUUCUGCCAAAUUCCAAAUGUCACGGACUUUCCAACCACUUAUGGUGCCCGAAGGGCGUUCAAAACAGCUUUUAAAGCUAUAAACAGUUUAGAAAACUUCAAAGGUGUAACAUUUUUAAGGACUUAUACACCAUCCCACUUUGAGAAUGGGUUGUGGAACCAAGGUGGGAAUUGUGUAAGACAGAGGCCUUUUAGAAGCAAUGAGAUUAUUUUGGAAGGUGCAAAUUUGGAUCUUUAUAUGACUCAAAUUGAGGAAUUUAGGAUUGCAGAAAGAGAAGGGAAGAAGAAGGGGUCCAGUUUCAGAUUAAUUGAUGUAACACAGGCUAUGUUGUUGAGGCCAGAUGGGCACCCCAGUAGAUAUGGGCAUUGGCCACAUGAAAAUGUAGUCAUGUAUAAUGAUUGUGUGCAUUGGUGUUUGCCGGGACCUGUUGAUUCAUGGAAUGAUUUCUUGCUUCAUUUGUUGAAGAUUGAGCGCAGAAGAUCCCACAAGGAAAGAAAUUCUCUACCCUGACCAAAGACGAUUUUUCUCUUUUUAUCCAAUUCUGUUAAGUGUAUUCUUUUAAGAAAUAUUGGUUAUAUUUGCAACGUAUUUAAUGGAGCAAAUUUUUUUAAAAAUUGACCGAGUGUUAUCAUCUCUCAAUUUGCAAUCAAC
This is a messenger RNA of Olea europaea var. sylvestris, 1466 nucleotides long. Its product is annotated as protein trichome birefringence-like 19. The record is from RefSeq and is a predicted model, not a curated record. Gene Ontology annotation, molecular function: O-acetyltransferase activity. The coding region runs from base 48 to 1325 and encodes 425 amino acids. The transcript is spliced from 2 exons. NCBI's taxonomy places the organism in Eukaryota, Viridiplantae, Streptophyta, Magnoliopsida, Lamiales, Oleaceae. Gene Ontology annotation, cellular component: Golgi apparatus.